Microcebus murinus (gray mouse lemur) is the source of this 681-nucleotide messenger RNA. Lineage: Eukaryota; Metazoa; Chordata; Mammalia; Primates; Cheirogaleidae. The record is from RefSeq and is a predicted model, not a curated record.
GUGGCUGGCGGCAUUUCAGGGACGGUAGCUGCGGUGCUGACUUUACCCUUUGACGUGGUGAAGACCCAACGCCAGGUCGCACUGGGAGCGAUGGAGGCUGUGAGAGUGACACCCCUGCACGUGGACUCCACCUGGCUGCUGCUGCGAAGGAUCCGGGCUGAGUCAGGCACCAGGGGACUCUUUGCAGGCUUCCUCCCCAGGAUCAUCAAGGCCGCCCCCUCCUGCGCCAUCAUGAUCAGCACUUACGAGUUUGGCAAAAGCUUCUUCCAGAGGCUCAACCAGGACCGGCCCCUGGGCCGCUGAAGGGGAGUGAAGCAAGGACCCUGUCUUUCCACGGAUAGGGCGAGCAGGAAGAGGAGACUGAGCCAAGUGCCUUUUCCUCAGCAUGGAGGGGAGGGCUGUUUCCCUUCUCUCUUGGUGACAAGCCCCGGGGGAUAGGGCUGCCCUAGGGGCCGCCCAAGCCAUCCUCAGACACAGCUUUCUCCCCACUCCUGAGGAUCACAACUUUCCCCCUCUCCAAGUUCAAGACCAAAUCUGCUGUCUGUCCCCCACACCCCUGCUUUGUGUUUCCCUUUGUGUUUGCUGUAGCUGGGCCUGUCGCCAGGAGCCCAGAAACCCUGGGCCUGGCUUAGUCUCUCUCACCCCUGUUAAUUCCUUAAGUCUAAAGAUGAUGAACUUGUG